Messenger RNA from Trichophyton rubrum CBS 118892, 348 nucleotides. RefSeq lists its product as uncharacterized. NCBI's taxonomy places the organism in Eukaryota, Fungi, Ascomycota, Eurotiomycetes, Onygenales, Arthrodermataceae. The record is from RefSeq and is a predicted model, not a curated record. The transcript has a single exon. Bases 1 to 348 code for a protein of 115 amino acids.
AUGCAAGCUUACCAUGAGGCCGGUGUUAACGGUGAUAUCCCCAGGGACUACAAGGGUAAAUCAGCAAAAUUUCAAGUUCAAACUAACGCCCAACUCUUAAAUAACUUACUAGAGAGGACCAGAAGCUUGCCCAACAUUCCCAAUCCCUUGAGAAGUGGUUCUACAGCGCUUCUACUCGGUGCUGUCGAAACGAUCAUAUCUGCACCUCCAAUUGCCUGCAACUGCUCGCCAAUAUCACCUUUGCCGCCAUCAAUAUAUAUGUGGGCUCCUAGUUCCUUUGCAAACUUUUCCUUAUCAGAGCCUCUGGACAAGGCUACGACACGAUAUCCGAAUUUGUUUGCAUAUUGA